Molecule: messenger RNA, 1171 nt
Organism: Hyaloscypha bicolor E
Lineage: Eukaryota; Fungi; Ascomycota; Leotiomycetes; Helotiales; Hyaloscyphaceae
Exons: 3
Coding region: 133-828 (231 amino acids)
Source: RefSeq, a predicted model, not a curated record
CGAUGGUGCAUGUUAAAAGAGGGGUUGUCGCCGGGCGGAAAAGACAAUCCACCGCCAGCACUUCAGGUAACGACAACCUUGACCGGCUGCUCCCCUGGGGUCAACGUCUUAAGACACCAAGACGAUCCAACCAUGGCGCAUCAUGAAGGCUACGAUGCACCAGAAUUGCGAGUGUUUGACGGCCUUCAUCCUAUAGGUUCAGCGCAAGAUGUUUAUAAGUCUCAUAAACCAGAUGAAGCCACCAGCUGGGGAACUCCAGUGCAGAACCAGGGGAUGGAAGCACCAAAGCCCAAGAAAUGGAGGACUAGGCUAGUGAUUGCAGGAGUGCUGGCCCUUGGGGUCAUUCUUGGUGGUGCUAUUAUUGGCGGUGCUGUUGGCGGCACCGCAGCGGUCAGAAAGAAGACUGACGCCGUGACUACUGCCAUUGCUAGCUAUUCUUCUACAUCAUCCUCGUCAACAGGCUCGCCAACAUCCUCAUCAACGAUCUCUGUAGCUACUGGCACUCUAGGCGUUACGACUGACUGUCCCUCCUCAAAUGGCACAACUCAUGCACCAUUAGCUACUAUUGGUAGCCCUGGUAGUUACACCUUUGUUAAGCAUUGUGGCUUCGACACAAGUGGUGGUUCAAUACUUGCCGAUGCAUUCGUACCUUCCUUCAAUGAUUGCAUAGAUAUGUGUUCAGACUUUAACUAUGAUGGGCAAUCUGGCGCGGCUUGCUUUACUGUUACAUUUAGAGUCGACCACACCCGCCCGGUAAAUUGCUGGGCCAAAGGUUCAGGUACUUCACUCGUGCCUUCAACUGGUGCUGCUUCAGCGUUUAGGCAAUAGCCAUGUUGAGGUAUGGCUUAGUUCUCGCGUACUCAACUUUUCGGAGAAGGAAAGCUUUAAUUAGAAGCCAAAAUUGUCAACUUUGCACUAGUGGAAGGCUUCGGAGAAGGACCGCGGCAUUGCGGAGUUUCUGAUAGAAUGCGAAUUUCGUUGCACUUCUUCAUUUUAUGACCAAUUUGAGAUACUAGCACUAUGCUACCUCUCAGAGUUAAACUAAAGUCUUGUCCCAUCGUAUCUCACAGAUGUUUAGGAGAAACCACGGGCCGAAAAUGAGAAACGUAAGUUUGUAUAAUAAUACCUGUCUUGCACUUCACGAUAGCCUUAUUAGUUCAUUAUUCUCUUG